AUGCAGAUCAUCAUAGUGGGCGCCGGCCCGUCAGGACUGCUGCUGGGCAUCCUGCUCGCCAAGAAGGGAAUCCAAGUCCAACUGCUUGAAGCAUCUCAUGAGUUGGACAAGAACCCUCGAGCAGCCCACUACGCUCCGUCAGCGGUGUACGAGCUGAACCGUGCGGGUGUAUUGGAGGAUGUCAAGCGAGACGGCAUCCACCCUGACGCCGUGUGCUGGCGGCAUCCCGAUGGGACCUUCAUCGCGGGGAUCAAAAGCCGCUUUGACAUCGAGUUCCCGAUGGUCUGUCUGCCGCUAGAUCAACUGGAUGUACUUCUGUUGAAGCAUUUCCUUGCCGCGCCAGGCACCGAGGUCUUGUGGAAUCACAAGGUCGUUUCCAUUGAUCAGGACGAAGGCGAGGCGCGCGUACACGUUGAGACCCCGGACGGGAAGAAGACCUUUGGUGCGGAUUACGUCGUGGGAUGUGAUGGCGCCAACAGCCAGAUCAGACGGUCGCUUUUCGGAGACUUGAAUUACCCCGGCGAGACGCUGCAGAAACAGAUCAUCGCUACUAACGUGAGUGUGCUGAACGGUGUUCAUAAGCCUGAGCUGACCGUUAAGGUUUACUACGACUUCAAGAAAUUCGGCUAUUGGGACUCAAAUUUCAUCAUCGACGAGAGCGACUGGUACAUGGCCGCCCGGAUCACCAAUGACGGACUGUGGAGAGUGACCUAUGGUGACGAAUGGGGCCUUUCCAAUGAAGAAUACCUUGCUCGCCAACCAGCGCGGUUCGAGAAGAUUUUGCCGGGCAAUCCGAAGCCGGGGGACUACAAGCUCGUCAGUGCCAGCCCGUAUAAGCUUCACCAGCGGUGUGCAGAUUCAUUCCGGGUUGGAAGAUUUUUACUAGCCGCUGAUGCAGCCCAUUUGUGCAAUCCAUUUGGAGGCCUCGGGUUGACCGGAGGUAUCGCCGACGUGGGAAGCUUGUUCGAUGCCCUGGCUGCUUUGAAGGAUGGCAAGACGGAUGAUAGCAUUUUGGACAAAUACAGCGAGGUGCGAAGAGAGAAGUGGGCGAAGAUCAUUGAUCCCAUGUCGAGAGCAAACUUCCGUCGUGUUUGCCUGGACGAAGCCGAAAGCGAGAGGAAUGAGUUCUGGGCUCUUUGCAAAAAGAUGGAAGAAGACGAUGAGCUGGCGAGGCAGAUGGCGCAGGGGACGAACAUACUGCGGGAGGACUUCCACGAAUAUUUGACUGCUGGAGCUGCGUAA
Cladophialophora carrionii CBS 160.54 is the source of this 1242-nucleotide messenger RNA. RefSeq lists its product as uncharacterized. The transcript has 3 exons. Lineage: Eukaryota; Fungi; Ascomycota; Eurotiomycetes; Chaetothyriales; Herpotrichiellaceae. Gene Ontology annotation, molecular function: FAD binding. The record is from RefSeq and is a predicted model, not a curated record. The coding region runs from base 1 to 1242 and encodes 413 amino acids.